AUGACUGAUCGCUCAAAUCGAGCCAGCCGCAGAGAAAAAGUAAAGAACAGCAAGAACAGGUGCAAGCAAGCAUUGAUAGCGCGGAAGAGCAGUGGGCUUCGCCGUUCUCUGCACUCUGAUUGGCUGGACCUGGUAAGGAAGGGAGGGAGCGACGCUGCCUGCCUGCUGCCUGCUGCGCGAACGAUCAUUGCUGACGAUGAUGAGCAGCAGGGGAUGUGGUCAGGGGCCUUUAACGGAUCCCUGGAGGGCGUCGACCUUACCGCUUUUGAGCCGUCAGUGUUUCAAAUGUGGUAG
This is a messenger RNA of Morchella importuna, 294 nucleotides long. RefSeq lists its product as uncharacterized. NCBI's taxonomy places the organism in Eukaryota, Fungi, Ascomycota, Pezizomycetes, Pezizales, Morchellaceae. The coding region runs from base 1 to 294 and encodes 97 amino acids. The transcript has a single exon. The record is from RefSeq and is a predicted model, not a curated record.